UGGCAGCUUCUCAUCAGCCCGGCAGAGGUUAGGUACUGGAGCUGCCGCAGGGCGUUGACCGAGAGUAACACGCUUCUCGGAUUAGAUAUAAACCUCUGAACCGACAGAGCUGUAUCUGCUGUGGCAUAUCGAGCUUGAGCAACCAACUCUACGACAGUAUACGGAUGGUGGUGUGGCGCGUGCCUUCUGCGGGACGCAGGUCAGGGCGAUGAUGUGGUUAAUUAGUUAUAUUAUUCUCGGUUAGAGGACAAGUACUAGACGGGGUUGGAACUGAUACUCUAGAUCCUCCUACAGCGUGGUGCGUGUGUCAUGAUCUUUGCGGUCUUGCCAGACCUCUCUGCUUGCCAUGGCCUCGAUCAAGCGGCAACCUGCCACAGAUCUCAGACGAGAUGCGUUGACGGCCGGUGCCGAAAAGACAGACGAAGCGAGGAAUUGCAAUCUCGCAUGUUGGAAGUCUCUUGUGACCCACGUUGGCCAAUACGGAUGAAGGUGCUCGAGCGGUUUUCCAAUGGAGAUCCCGCCCAUAUGCAAUGUUCUUGCCAACAGGCCCAUCGACAAUAUGGGAAACCGACGUCGCACACACGAGCAGUUGCACCUGAUCGUAUACCGUCAAAUAGACAUUCAGCAGCCCUAGGAGGUCAAUCUAGCUCCCGGUUACACGGCGUCCACGCGUCCCGGACGUUGCGGAAGAUCCGCGUCAGGGCGAGCGCGCAAGACAAUGAGAGACAACGGGAAGCCCGUCCACGCCCAUACGCCACGCGGAGAUCGGGAGUAUCGUGCCAUCGUCUCGAUGCGGUCCGAGCCUCUUCGGAAGGGCCCCUAGUAGACGCCCAUCACCUCGAUCACCUGCACGGUGUUGCGGAGCCUAGACCUCAACGCCGGCUGUGGCGUCCGAUCUCGACAACGGUGUCACGCCCUUCUGCAUUCUGGCAAUAGGGACCUGGUUAUACCUACAGUACCUAGCUGCCAUCUUGGAGCUGUGAGGCAGGUUCCCAAUGCCGACGUUGGGAGCCGGCGCUCACUACCAUCCGGUGUAUCCAUAGGCAGGGCUCAUACUCAAGGACGUCCU
Messenger RNA from Chaetomium strumarium, 1069 nucleotides. RefSeq lists its product as uncharacterized. Bases 310 to 936 code for a protein of 208 amino acids. The transcript has a single exon. NCBI's taxonomy places the organism in Eukaryota, Fungi, Ascomycota, Sordariomycetes, Sordariales, Chaetomiaceae. The record is from RefSeq and is a predicted model, not a curated record.